AUGUUGCGGACACCGGGUGCACAGUUACUGUACUGCACUGUACUAGUACUGUGCUCGAGUAUGCCGCUGGCGGUGUUCCGUGAUGCAUUGAACCAACCCCCGAUCAGUUACCGGUAUGGUAAAUUUACUAUGCCGUCUACUUCUUGUUUGUCCUUAGCUCCUGUUCACCCGCCCCGGAUUACGGCUUCAUUACAGUCCACUUUGAGGCCCGAUUCUGCUGACAAGAAAGCAGAAACAACCAAAAAAGAAAAAAUGAAGAACGGAUCAGCUUCACAUUUGGAGGGAGCGGAAGAAGGGGGUAUUCACGGAUAUGGGACGCCUUCUAGUUCGCAAGAAGCAAUUGCAACCAUGGCACUAUUCGGAAACACAGAGGAGCUUCGCGGGCCAAUGGAUCCGGAGGAGGUGAGAGCACUGGUAUGGAAGAUUGAUAAGAUGAUUUUGCCAUAUCUGGCCGUCUGUUACUGCUUCUUCUACAUUGAUAAAACGACACUUUCAUACGCAGCGCUGUUUGGAAUUGAGCAAGACUUGCGUCUUCGCGGGACACAAUACAACUGGCUGUCUUCGCUGUUUUACCUCGGCUUCCUUUUCUGGGCAUUUCCAACGAACCUCUUGUUGCAGAGGUUACCGGUAGGCAAGUAUCUCGGGGUCAACAUCUUCAUGUGGGGGUUCUUCUUGAUGGGGCAGGCUGCGUGUAAGGACUUCUUGAGCCUGGCUGUCCUACGUGUCCUUAGCGGUGCGGCAGAAGCCUGCGCCGACCCUGCCUUCAUGAUAAUCACCUCCAUGUGGUAUACUCGCCAUCAACAGCCGAUCCGUAUAGGUCUCUGGUACUCGGCCAAUGGCCUAGGAAUCGCGGGUGGCGGCUUAUUGGGUUACGGAAUUGGCCAUAUUAAGGGAGCGCUAGCGAGUUGGAAAUAUGAGUUCUUGAUCAUUGGAGCCCUGUGUUCAUUAUGGGGAAUCGUAAUGUUCAUCUUCCUCCCCGAUUCGCCCGUCUCGGCAAGAUUUUUGACCAAAGGGGAGCGGAGGAUGGCCGUCCGGAGGCUUCGGGAUGACCAAACAGGAAUUGAAAACAAGACCCUCAAACCGUAUCAGAUUACGGAGGCUUUUUGUGAUACGAAGGUUUACUUGUUCUUUUUGCUGGGGAUCGUGUGUAAUGUUCCGAAUGGUGGGAUUAGCAAUUUUGGAACACUUAUAAUAAAAGGAUUCGAGUUCUCAACCCUCGUAACAACCCUCCUGCAGAUUCCUUAUGGGGUUGUCAUCUCCUUGUCGAUUAUUGCGUGCGUGUUCGUGAACGACCGCCUGCCACCUAACAGUCGCUGUUAUAUGGUCAUCGUGUUCAUGAUCCCGAAUAUUGCUGGCGCAUUCGGCCUCAUGUUUGUUCCCCAGGAGCGCAAUAUCGGGAGGUUGAUUUGUUAUUAUCUCACUGGUCCGUAUAAUGCAGCAUUCGUUUUAAUACUUUCUUUGCAGAUCGGGAAUGUCGCUGGCCACACCAAGAAGGUUGUGACAAAUGCCAUGCUCUUUCUCGGUUACUGCGUGGGCAACAUCGCCGGCCCCUUCUUCUACAAAGCGGACCAAAGACCAACAUACACUCUCGGCAUCUCAUCGAUAAUAUUCUGCCACCUGGUGGAGGUGGUAUUAAUCCUAGCCCUGCGCUUUCUUCUUUCUAGAGAGAACAAGCGCAGGGAUAAACUACAGGAGGGCAUUGAGAGAGAUCUGGACGCGACAGCGUUUGGAGACUUGACGGAUAAGGAGAACAUCAAUUUUAGGUAUAUUUAUUAGACUGGGAAGGGGUAGAGGUUUGGACAAGUGGUGGUGGGGAGAGCGAUUUUAGUGUUAACGAUGAGUGAUCGCUGUCUGGACGCGGGAACGGGGUUCAGCGAGUGAUUAUUUGUGAUAGCAUCAAUGCCAGAAUCCUACGACAACAAA
Tuber melanosporum (Perigord truffle) is the source of this 1923-nucleotide messenger RNA. RefSeq lists its product as uncharacterized. Bases 1 to 1776 code for a protein of 591 amino acids. Gene Ontology annotation, biological process: transmembrane transport. Gene Ontology annotation, molecular function: transmembrane transporter activity. The record is from RefSeq and is a predicted model, not a curated record. Lineage: Eukaryota; Fungi; Ascomycota; Pezizomycetes; Pezizales; Tuberaceae. The transcript has 16 exons. Gene Ontology annotation, cellular component: membrane.